AUGCCUAUGAAAAACUUCUUAAAUAGGACAAAGAAGUCUGACAAUAAAGAAAGAGACCCGGCGGAUGCUGAAGAUAGAGCGUUUUUAGACAUGCAACCGGUUACCUCGUCCACUAUGAGUACAUCAACAGAGGAAUCACAGGACUCUAUUCAUCGGUUGCGACCAAUGUUCAGCUCACCAUUAGCGAAAGCAGAAGACGAAAACAAACAUAAUAGCCAGAAGUUUAAUUUCACGCAUGAUACAAAUUUGAAUUCGAAUCCGUCAAUCCUGAAUACGAACCUGGCACCUUCGGUGAUGACCAAGGACUCAGAAAACAUGGUAAAUUCCAUGUAUUCGGAAAGUAAGAAGACUUACUCGACUAAACAGUCGUCAUACUUGACCCAAAAUAGUCAGAAGAAGACAGGGGCUUCUGCGGCUAGAAAUUUCGAAUAUGGGCAACCGUUACAAAUUUUGAAUAUUGCUGAAGAAUCGAGAGAAAACCGGGAUAUUAAGGGCUCAGUUAUUGAUAAGGUUCAUGAGUUAUACGAGGAUCUCUUGUUUUUUAUGAAUCAGUACAACAACUCGUCGAUCAAUUUGUCUACGACUGCGAUCAACACUAUAGAUUGCUUUAAGAAGUUUGUUUCCUUUGCUGAAAGCUUUGAUUCUGACUCUGAAUCUUGGGACAUUACAACUUUCAAUAAUGGGGAUAUGAGAAGGAUCAUGAAAAUUUAUUUACACUUCUACGAUAAUCUAUUGGCAAGUGACGUUUACAUAAAGUUGAAGUUGUUGUUAGUUAAGAACUUCAAUGAUUUUGCCACGACACUUAAAAGUAGGAAUAAGCCGGUGAAUAAUUCAAUGCAAAACAUGGUAAAGCCCCAAAAUUAUGCUAUUGGUAUUAACCCUGAUAAAUCAUUACCCAAUGAAGACUUGAUAGAGAAAAUUAUGAAGAAAAUUGCUUCUACAUCCAUCUCAGUAAAGGAGCAAAAUGGAUCGUUUAUUGCACCAAUUGCCCGUGGAAUAAGUAAUGAUUUAAAUAUUCUUUGCUUGUAUUUUGGAUAUCCAAAUCCAACGGACGUGCACUCAAAAUUAAUUCAAAGUUUGCAUGGUUUAUAUGACGAUAUACAUGUGGUCGUUAUGAAAAAUCAGAUAGAAUUAGCGUCCGUUAUGGCGGAAUCCGCAAAUAUUCCAUUUUCAAAUUAUAAAGCAUCAGAAUCGGUACUCCCUUCAACACAAGUGGAGAAUGUUGUCCGUAAAUUCAAAUUGCCAUUCCGUAACCCUACUGAUAGUUCACGUCCACCAAUCUCACUUUCAUUAUCAGUCGAGAAUGCAUCAAGGCUUUCAGGUACUAUGGGUGGUUAUAUUUAUCCUCAAAUUGACUUGGAGAAACAGCCACACUUAGAAUCCUACACAAACUCGAAAUUUGCUAUUUCCUGCGGACAUGUUUGUCUUGAUAAUAACGAUGAAGACGUAAACUAUCCCCAUGUGUCGGCACCACUGGCAGUAUUAAUCUCCUUGUACAAGAAAGCUUUAUGGAGCCAAUAUCAAAAGUUUUCCCAACAAGGCAAUGAUGUUUCUACGAUGGAAGAAAGGAUUGCAUAUGGUUCAGUGUUGAAAAAUUUGGAUAAAAUGUUCCCAUUGAAGAAAGUCAAAGUGCCAUAUUCCAGUAAAAGAGAAGGACAUGAGAUCAGAAAUUUACCAGAGCAUAGGUUUGGUCAAAUCAUUUGGGGUGAAAGAACAUUAAUAAAUCUGAAAGGAAGUGAUAAGGAAAGUCAAGAUGUAGAAAAUAAAUUAUCGGAUUUAGCAAUAAUCAAAGUUAAUAAAAAUUUGAAAUGUGACCAGAACUUCUUGGGAGAUGAUAUUGCAUUCAACGAAUAUGACCCUGCAUUAAUGUUUGAUAAUCUUUAUGUCAGGAAAGUGGUUAACCUUAAGAGAGAGUCUGAAGAUCUAAAUAUAAACGAAGUAGACUCAGUUGCAUCAGCUAAUUCAAAUUAUAGUGGAUUGCCAAUUUUUAAAUAUGGAUCGACAACAAAAUUCACAAGAGGAAAUUUAAAUGGAAUUAAGUUGGUAUAUUGGUUAGAUGGCGCAAUACAUUCCUCUGAAUUUGUAAUAAAUUCGGUAGAAAGUAAUACUGCUUUUGCCGCUGGCGGUGACAGUGGUUCAUGGAUCUUAACGAAAUUGGAGGAUUGCACGUCUGAAUCGAAUUCAAAGGGUCUCGGUGUGGUUGGGAUGUUGCAUUCGUAUGACGGUGAGCACAGGCAAUUUGGUUUAUUCACACCUAUGUGUGAGAUUUUGGAAAGGCUUGAAACGGUUACAAAUAUUAAAUGGGGUGUUGUUGGGGUGCCACAAAAGGAUGAGCGUAUCUCUGGCCAUGAAGUUGAUUCAGGACUGUCCGCUAGCGACAGUGAUAGUGAUAAUUCUGAUUCAGUUGAUGAUACUGAGUAUGAGAGCGGAGCAGAAGAAUUGGAAGAUGCAUGCCCACCCGAAAUCGAUUGA
Messenger RNA from Debaryomyces tyrocola, 2472 nucleotides. NCBI's taxonomy places the organism in Eukaryota, Fungi, Ascomycota, Pichiomycetes, Serinales, Debaryomycetaceae. The record is from the annotation of a GenBank genome assembly.